GACGACGCGAGGCGACGCGGCCGAGCGGGGGAGGCGGUGGGAGGGAGCGCCGGUCUCUAUAUGGCGGCGGCUCUGUCGGGCCUGGCUGUCCGGCUCUCGCGCUCGGCCGCCGCGCGCUCCUAUGGGGUCUUCUGCAAGGGGCUCACCCGCACGCUGCUCAUCUUCUUCGACCUGGCUUGGAGGCUGCGCAUCAACUUCCCCUACCUGUACAUCGUGGCGUCCAUGAUGCUCAACGUGCGCCUGCAGGUUCAUAUUGAAAUCCACUGAAGGUCAUUCCUUGACUGACAGGCGUCACCCCAGCUCACUGUAUCAGAGGACACGAAGCAUGGGGGGCAGAAGAGGGACCCUGGACACCUGCCUGGCAAACGUGAAGUGCUCUGGAGGAGGUGACCUGGACAAACUCUUAAGUGGCCUUAAGAAAAGAACCCAGAGGGGGAGCCCCUGCCCAGCAGUGCCUUCCAAGAAGGACCAGCCUGUGGUUGGAGCCAAUGGAAAAUCACAGGAUGAGGCCGUCUCCUUGGAAAUGAAGAGUGACCUGAGCUGCGCCGAUCAUUUGCUUCACAGUGGCGACAAACUGCAUCCACAUCUGACUGAGUCAACAGGAAGAGGUCCAACCCUGGCCGCUGCUGUGCGCAAGGAUGAGGGUCUGACUCCUGGCCCAGUGGAGGAGCGCCUUGCUGGGGUGUAUGGUGCCAUGAAGGAAGCCCUGAGGAGGGACUGGCUGGAGGGAGGACCCAGAGCCACAGACAGCCACGAAGGACAGUACCCCAAAGGAGAGCUCUGGGUGUCGGGAUGGCCAGGCCACCCCAAACCAUGGGAUGUGGGAUUCUUCAAGUGUGAACUGCCAAGCGCUUUUCCUGAGUUAGAACUGUCUUGUCUGCGUUCUGAUCUGCUCUGGAUGCCAGGUGACCUUCCUGAAGUUCUCCUGGAAGAUGAGACAAGAUGUUUUCUCCUUACCCUAUUAAAGCCCUUGUUUUCAGAGCAAACAAUAGGCUGCAAGAAAAUUGUUUCAAGUAUAAAAAGUACUUCAAAUGGUCUCCAGAUAAUACUGGGGCUACUGGCUUUACCACCUUUGGAAUUAGCAAAUCUCUCAUGCCAUAGUUAAGGUACAGGAGAACAAUAAAAACAGUAGGUUAAUUUUGAAAGCUGUCUUAGGAGGAUUUCUUUUGCCUUGAGCCAGGAUGCUUAGAGCACAGCGAUCCAGUCCCUGCUCCCAGGAGUCCAUGUGGAUGACUAGACGGACCUUGCUGGUUGGUGCAGAAGGAAAUUGUCGAGCAUGUUUUAAGUUGUGCUGGGAAGAGGCUCAGGACUGAGAAACCCUUUCUGUAGAUGAUGUAUCCAGCAUGACGUCCAGUGAGAGCGCAGUGACUUCACGUGAGGUUCUUUAUGUAUCUUCUCAGAUCCCCGUUCUAAAGGGCUACUGUCCCAGACACCAUCCAUCUCUGCCGGUCUCUGAUUGCCUAAUGGGAGUGGAUUUUUCUGUCUACCUGCUCUACUUUUUAUUAUGCAAGCUUUGCUCAGUUCACAGUGAGCUGUUACCAUGUCUGCAUUUCAUAGAAUAACUCUGACCUGCAGCAAAGUUUCCUCUCCUUUUCCUCCCUCCACUUGAAGCAGUUUAAUUGGAGACACAUAUGGUGACGUUGCAAUAUUAACCUUGGAAUCAUCUUCUCAAGCUAGGAGUCCCAACAGGGUUCUCCUGCGUAUGAAGGAAUGAUGAGUCUAUUUUCCAUAGCACAGAUAACAGAAAAGCAAAUCAAGUAUUUCCGUGACACAGUUUCCAGGUCCUAGGAAUUGAGGUCUCUUUUACAUUAAGAUUUUUGUUGUUUGUUGAUAACUUUAAUAAAGGUCAUUCAUUUAAGAAUGUAUAAUUUUUUUAGGACUCCUGAACUCAGAGUUAAAAUCAGCCAUUUAAGGGAUAAUGCAUUGCAUACAUCAUUUAUACUGUGUGCUAAGUUACUAUGCCAUGUGCUGUUUUAGUGUUUUGGGAAAAUGAAUAAAGUCUGUUCUUUAGCAUAACAAA
Molecule: messenger RNA, 2020 nt
Organism: Jaculus jaculus (lesser Egyptian jerboa)
Lineage: Eukaryota; Metazoa; Chordata; Mammalia; Rodentia; Dipodidae
Product: small integral membrane protein 10-like protein 2A
Exons: 2
Coding region: 61-267 (68 amino acids)
Source: RefSeq, a predicted model, not a curated record